CGACGUAAUCUUUAAGAUACCGCUGAGUUCUAUAAACAGCGCGUUAUCUUGAGUCUUCAAAUGAUAGCGUGCAACCGACAGUCGGUAUUUGUACUGUUUCAAUUGUGCAAUGGUUAGGGAAAAAAGAUGUGGACAUUAAGUUUUAUAUUACUUAUUUGGACAAUUAUUGACUAUGUUGGUACAUUACAUUAUAGUAAGCUACGAUUAGCUGGUAGUAAUCUAGGCAAUCAAGGUCGCGUGGAGGUCCUGUACAACAACACAUGGGGAACCGUGUGCGAUAUUGGAUGGGACCGGUCAGAUGCGGCCGUUGUCUGUAGGGAGCUGGGGUUGCCAUUUUCUGGAGCCGUGCCUAGUACUUAUAGUUUGUUCGGUGAAGGGACCGGUGAAAUUCAUCUUUCAAAUGUGAACUGCGAUGGGACGGAAACCACGCUCGCGAAUUGUACAUGGAGGAAGGAAGACUGCAAUCAUUCCAUGGAUGCGGGAGUAAUUUGUCAACAAAACGCAGGUAUUACACCGAUACGACUUGUCGGAGGUCGGACUAACAACGAAGGCCGUGUGGAGAUUCUUUACAACAACACAUGGGGUACGAUCUGUGAUGGCAGUUUUGACGUCAAUGAUGCUGCCGUAUUGUGUGGAAUGCUGGGAUAUUCAAGACAAGGUGCACUCGCCUUACGUAAUGCGUCAUACGGGCAAGGAGCAAGUCAUGUUUGGUUGGACGAUCUUAACUGUUCCGGAAAUGAGACAGAUGUUGCGUUAUGUGGUCAUAAUGGUUGGGGAAAUUCAAACUGCAAUCACACCGAGAAUGCUAGUAUCCGCUGCUUCUCAACAGAAAGUGUGCGUCUGGCAGGGGGUCCAUCGCCAAAUGAAGGCCGGGUCGAAAUAUUGAGGCAGGGGAUCUGGGGUACCGUGUGCGAUGAUCAUUUUGACGAUAAAAGCGCAGCUGUUAUCUGCAACAUGCUCAACAUGACAGGAUCCGGAGCCCAGUCUAGAGCGUAUUUUAGAUCCGGAGGCUACUAUGGUCUUGGUACCGGCACAAUUUGGCUGGAUGACGUGCAAUGCAUUGGUAACGAGAGACAUAUCUACCAAUGUAAACACAACGCUUGGGGAGUUAACGACUGUACUCAUUCCGAAGAUGUGGGAGUCGUGUGCGUUCCGGCAUCAGAAAGUGUGCGUCUGGUAGGGGGUCCAUCGCCAAAUGAAGGCCGGGUCGAAAUAUUGAGGCAGGGGAUCUGGGGUACCGUGUGCGAUGAUCAUUUUGACGAUAAAAGCGCAGCUGUUAUCUGCAACAUGCUCAACAUGACAGGAUCCGGAGCCCAGUCUAGAGCGUAUUUUAGAUCCGGAGGCUACUAUGGCCUUGGUACCGGCAGAAUUUGGCUGGAUGACGUGCAAUGCAUUGGCAACGAGAGACAUAUUGAUCAAUGUAAACACCACGCUUGGGGAGUUAACGACUGUACUCAUUCCGAAGAUGUGGGAGUCGUGUGCGUUCCGGGUGCUACAACUAAUCAAACCGACCUUCAGUAUCGAUUGCGUAACGGCACGCGGAGCAAUGAAGGUCGACUGGAGGUCAACCGCGGCGGCGUUUGGGGGACAGUUUGCGAUGACAAGUUCGAUAACAACGCCGCACAAAUCGUCUGUAAAACACUCGGUUUCGCUAAUGUAACAGCCCAAGUCGCUCAACAGGGCAAAUACGGUCCCGGAAGCGGCCCGAUAUGGUUGGAUGAUAUUACGUGCUUUGGAAACGAGCGUUCCAUCGCUGACUGUUAUCACAACGACUUCGAAGUCAAUAACUGUGACCAUUCGGAGGACGUUGGGGUAAUCUGCAAUACAGAAAGUGUGCGUCUGGUAGGGGGUCCAUCGCCAAAUGAAGGCCGGGUCGAAAUAUUGAGGCAGGGUGUCUGGGGUACCGUGUGCGAUGAUGAUUUUGACGAUAAAAGCGCAGCUGUUAUCUGCAACAUGCUCAACAUAACCGGAUACGGAACCCAGUCUAGAGCGUACUUUAGAUCCGGAGGCUUCUAUGGCCCUGGUACAGGCACAAUUUGGCUGGAUAACGUGCAAUGCAAUGGCAACGAGAGAGAUAUUGAUUUAUGUCAACACAACGCUUGGGGAGUUAACGACUGUACUCAUUCCGAAGAUGUGGGAGUCGCAUGCGUUCCGGAAAGUGUGCGUCUGGUAGGGGGUCCAUCAGCCAAAGAAGGCCGGGUCGAAAUAUUGAGGCAGGGGAUCUGGGGUACCGUGUGCGAUGAUCAAUUUGACGAUAAAAGCGCAGCUGUUAUCUGCAACAUGCUCAACAUGACAGGAUCCGGAGCCCAGACUAGACCGUUUUUUAGAUCCGUAAGCUACUAUGGCCCUGGUACAGGCACAAUUUGGCUUGAUAACGUGCGAUGCAAUGGCAACGAGAGACAUAUCAACCAAUGUCAACACAACGCUUGGGGAGUUAACGACUGUACUCAUUCCGAAGAUGUGGGAGUCGCGUGCGUUCCGGCAUCAGAAAGUGUGCGUCUGGUAGGGGGUCCAUCGUCAAAUGAAGGCCGGGUCGAAAUAUUGAUGCAGGGGAUCUGGGGUACCGUGUGCGAUGAUAAUUUUGACGAUAAAAGCGCAGCUGUUAUCUGCAACAUGCUCAACAUGACAGGAUCCGGAGACCAGUCUAGACCGUUUUUUAGAUCCAGCGGCUACUAUGGCCCUGGUACCGGCAGAAUUUGGCUGGAUAACGUGCAAUGCAAUGGCAACGAGAGACAUAUCGACGACUGUCAACACAACUCUUGGGGAUUCAACGACUGUACUCAUUCCGAAGAUGUGGGAGUCGUGUGCGUUCCGGGUGCUACAACUAAUCAAACUGACCUUCAGUAUCGAUUGCGUAACGGCAUGCGGAGCAAUGAAGGUCGACUGGAGGUCAACUACGGCGGCGUUUGGGGAACAGUUUGCGAUGACAAGUUCGAUAACAACGCUGCAAAAAUCGUCUGUAAAAAACUCGGUUUCGCUAAUGUAACAGCCCUAGUCGCUCCACAGGGCAAAUACGGUCCCGGAAGCGGACGGAUAUGGUUGGAUGAUGUUACGUGCUUUGGAAACGAGCGUUCCAUCGCUGAGUGUCAUCACAACGACUUCGGAGUCAAUAACUGCAACCAUUGGGAGGACGUUGGGGUAAUCUGCAAUACAGACUGUGGGGAGUGGUAUAGCAGUUUCAGUUCGUUAAUUUAUCAGACAAUAGUCUACAAAUAUUCACCAACUUUCGGUUAUGUGGCUGAAAUGACAUGCAAACCGGGAUACGUUGUCGUCAACAAAACCAGUACGCGAUUUGAAUCAGCUGUUUGUACAGAGAACGGUACAUGGAGUUUACCUGCAUAUUCAGCCUGUGUUCCAGAUGAGCAAAAGAAUGUUAAAAACUGUUCAGUCAACGUGGAUACGAAACACAGAACUUGGAAUGAAACCCAACCUGGAACGAUCGCUGAAGAAAAGUGUCCAAUUGGAUAUUCCGGGAUGGUAAGUCGGCAAUGCAGCGAGGAAGGCAACUGGCUCAACCCUUUCUACAAUUGCAUAUCCAAAAUCGUUGCUGAUUUAAUAAAGGCGGUGGAGAGUUUGAAAGUAUCACCGUCUGCUGAGAAAAUAACUGACAGUUUAGAUCAGCUGGUAAAUGUAACAAAACCUGAGAACGGAUCAUCUUAUAUCGGUGAACUUAACGCUGUUACUGACAUGUUGGACACUAUAACAAGCGUCAGUAACGUCGUUGGCGCUACGGAUAAGCAAGCUGAUUCGUUCUUUUCCGCAACAAGUAACUUAAUUGACACUAAAAAUGCCGAUUCAUGGCAAUCAGGAGGCGACCAGUAUGGAAACUAUGGCUCUCAAGAAGAAUAUCAAGCGAGUUCCGAUUUUAUCGGUGCUAUGAAAGUCAUAAAUGUGGUUGACAAGUACACAGACAUUCUUUUGAAUUCAAUAGGCAACAAAACUGACAGCAGUAAACCUAUACAUUCGGAUAAUUUAGUCGUUUAUCUUACAAAAGUAAACACAACAGCAGAAAAUUUAAAAAUUGAAGAAGAAGCGCUCGGCAUAUCGAGUUCAAUUAUUCUGCCAAAAACUUCAUUAAAUGGAUCAAACUCCAUCUCAGUAGUCGUGUACAAAAAUUUGACCGGAAUAGUGUCAUCAAAAUUGAACAAUGUCAAUGACACUACAAUCAAUUCAGAGGUUGUGACUAUAUCCUUAGAUAAUUGGGAGAAGAACGCAAACUUUGUCGUAGAUAUAACAAUGGAGUUCGCUCAGGACGUCCGUUCAGCCCCCAUUUGUAGUUUUUGGAAUAAAACAAUUUUUGCAUGGGAUACUUCCGGAUGUCGUGUCCUGUCCUCAAAACAUUCAAGCGCAACAUGUCGUUGCACGCAUCUGACGAACUUUGCAAUCCUCAUGAGCCCAGUUAUUCAGAGUAAUUUGAAUAAUAUGGUCCUCGACUUAAUUUCAAUAGUUGGCUGUUCAAUAUCAUUGGCUGGCUUGAUCUUGACGGUUGUUAUCCAUCUAUUUCUAUGGAAAUAUAUAAACAAAAGGCGUGUUGCUGUCUUGUUGAACUUGUCUGUUGCUCUCAUCAUUUCUUAUGUAAUGUUUAUUGGAGGCAUCGAUAAAACGGAAAACAAGAUAUUGUGUACAGCAUUGGCGUCUCUAUUGCAUUACAUCUACCUGGUAGUUUUCUCGAUAAUGUUGGUUGAAGGUAUCGACCUUGCCUUGACUGUAUUGAAUGUCUUUAAACAAAAACCGAAACUGAAAUGGAUGCUGAUCGCAGCUUGGGUUGCUCCUGCUGUGAUUGUUGGAAUAGCACUAGGUGUUACCAAGACCGAAGGAUAUGGAAAUGAAAUAUCCUGCUGGUUGACAACAAAGGGAGGUGUCAUCUGGGCCUUCGUUGGACCAGCACUUUUUGUCAUCUUGGUUAACUUCGUCAUCUUGGUGAUUGCGAUACGGGCAACUCUUACAUUGCACGCCAUGACAAAAAAGUCAACCGUUGAAAAAUCAAAGUCAGCAAUAUGGUGUCUAUUAGUCCUAAUGCCAUUGAUGGGGUUAACGUGGGUUCUUGGCGUGUUCUAUCUGGAUGAAAGCAUGGCCUGGGUACAGUAUGCAUUCGCUGUGUGCAACAGUCUGCAGGGAUUGGUGAUUUUCUUGUUCAACUGUGCCUUUAACAAAAGGAUUUGGAAGGCAUGCACAACAAAACAGAAAAGGUCGUCGGCAGCGAGUAGAAUUAACCUCAAUUCUAGGAGCACAUCAUUUACAUCGGCAAUAACGGAUAACAGCGAUGUAAGCAUGACCACACAUGUCACAUAUGAAGAAAAAGACACCACCGGCCAAUUUGCAAACCAACAAUAGCAAACAACUACGUAGUCUGAAAACGAAAAAGUAUUUUGCUCGGUGAACAGAAUGAGAACAGGACUAUAGAAGAGAUUAUACAAAGUUAAUACGAUGCGUAAACGGUGAACAGAAAUGCACUGGUUAUAUUCAAUUUAUAAUACUGUUAGAACAAUAUUCAUGUGCCAAAGUAAAAUAUGAGGCUCAUAUAAAUAGUUAUGCCGUGUAUAACAUUUUUUCUUAUGUUUGUACUUACCCGAUAACAUUUUUAAUGAAAUUUUCAUCUUUUGAGUCACUCAAUCUGCCAUUAACAAUUCUUUAGAUCAUUGUCUGAUAACUCUUGUUUUUACGUGUGUAAAACAAUUUCUUGCGCCUUGUUAUUCCUUUAUUUUCUUAUCGUUUGUGUCUUUUCCAUGUCUGCAUGUGUCAUAUAUUUUAAACAUCUGUAAUGUGCUAACUAACAGGCUGUACCAUUUAGAUCAUAGUUCUACAUGGUUAUAGAGUCAACGUAGAAUAAAAUACUUUGAUGUAAACUAAGGGCUUGCUCACGUUUUUAUUCUCAAGUUUACGUGCAGGUACCAGCCGACUAUUUUUAAGGCAAAUGAAAUAUCUAGAAGUCAAUUAUUUGUAACUUUUGGUUUUCGCUAAAUAGUAAAAUCUGAGCUCUUUGAUUUCCAAAAGCAUUGAUGACUUUCGACAUAUGGCACAAAUAUUACAUUUUUUGAAGGGUGGGUCAUGCCCAUAUACACACAGUUACCAUCAACAUCAAUUACAUACAUUAGAUGUCAAAUUUGAAAUUACUGCACAUUAUUAUGACAAAAGCACUUGUUCACUAUCUCACUUAUGCGUGUGUUGAAAGUGUUCAAAAUAAUCUGGCACAUCUGACUUGUCUGAGACGUUUACAAUAGCAAAAUUAGUCAAAUCGCACUACUCUUUGCUAUGAUUAAAGGCAUGUCCGCACCCGUUUUGAAGAUGGCACCAAUGUAAACUCGUCAUUCUUAAUGUGUGUUGAAAGCACGUGGUUGCUUGCUGUGUCUAUGGUUUAUGUAAUUCUUAAAAUAUCACAAAAUCCCACUUAAUUGUCCGUAAUAAAGCUUUAUAUGUAUAUGUGUAUAUAUGUGUGACAGGGUGGUUGGGAGUGGGGUCGUUGAGUAUGUGUGGGUGUGGUUGGGUGUGUAUGAGUGUAUGUUGGUGUGACAGCGAGUGUUUGCCCGUCUGUGUGCAUGCAUAUUGUUUUUUAUGUAAAAUGAUGAAUUGUGUCAACUAUUAUGAUUGACGGCACUGUGUUAUAUUAAGUAUACUUAUAUACCGCUCAAAACAAUUCUGAAUGAGUGUGCCGUAUAUAUUAUGUGUUAUAUUACCCAUGGCUUAUGUAUGCAAAUGUACCUGGUGUCAAUGUACAUGUCAAAAUGGUGAAAUAAAUAAGAAAAAAUGGUA
Molecule: messenger RNA, 6750 nt
Organism: Dreissena polymorpha
Lineage: Eukaryota; Metazoa; Mollusca; Bivalvia; Myida; Dreissenidae
Product: deleted in malignant brain tumors 1 protein-like
Biological process (GO): cell surface receptor signaling pathway; negative regulation of angiogenesis; G protein-coupled receptor signaling pathway
Cellular component (GO): membrane
Molecular function (GO): G protein-coupled receptor activity
Source: RefSeq, a predicted model, not a curated record